AUGACGGAUAAGGGAGAAGGCAAAGGAAAAAGAGAUAGCCACAUUUCUUCUGGCAACAAGUCACCGGAAAAGGAGGGAUUACCCGACGCUAAGUAUUCUGUCCCUGCUGAUUCUAACUCUGGUGAAGAGGAAGGGAACCAGACCACUGAAGACCAGAGUAAGAAAAAACGCGCUGAUAACUUAAACAAAACAGAUGAGUCAAAUAUAAAAUCAAAGGAUGAAACAACGGAAAAUGGUGUAUCUCCUAAAAAGCAAUCCAAACAAAAUUCAGCCGGAAACAAUUCUGCUCUCAUAAUCGGAGCGUUGAUUUUUCUAGCAAUUGCAGUGAUAUUUUCCCGGGUUUCCGACUCGUACUCAGAUUCAAAUUCACAAAAAGAAGAUUGGCGCUCGAACAUCGAUCCAAAUAAUCGACUUGUACAUGAACAACAAUAUACUAUUACGGCUUCACUAAAAUCGAUUAUGGAUCAAACUCAUCGAGAAGGUGUAUCAACUUUACUGAUUCUGUCACCAAAAGAGAAAAGUGCUGCAAGAAUUGCCCAAUGUCUACUUAAAUUUGUAAACAGAAAAUCACGCGCAACUACGGCAUCAACCGAAAUCGAUCUUAAGUCACACCGUGGUGGUAAACUACAAUUGGACCAGGAUCUUCAACUAUUAUUCAAGUCAGGCAGUGACAUACAAGCUGUACUCCUACGUCAUAUUGACGAUAACUCAUCUUCAGAUGCAUUCGAACGAGCCCGUUUAUUAUUUGCUUAUUGUGAUGGUGAAAAUCCUGUUGUUCCACAUCGAUUGAUCAUUAUGACAGCUACGAGUGAAACGCCACACGAAAGUGAAUUGCGUGAACGGUUCAAGGAAUAUUGGCCAAGUGAACAUGAUUUUGUCGACGCUCUGAUGUCUCGUAUCAGUGGACAUACACUUUUUGUUGACGAGGAUCAAUUAUCUAUUUGUUAA
Molecule: messenger RNA, 948 nt
Organism: Adineta ricciae
Lineage: Eukaryota; Metazoa; Rotifera; Eurotatoria; Adinetida; Adinetidae
Source: the annotation of a GenBank genome assembly